AUGAGUAAGCGGUUAAAGUACGCCAAGUUGAGGCUUGCCAAACCGGCUGCAGACAAUCCUCCAUCACAUGGCGCUGGCGUUGAGGAAGUGAAGACUACGGGCCUUUUGGAUGUUGGUGCCUGCAGCCGGUUGAUAGGUAAACCUUCAAAAUAUUUUAGUAACGACUUGGAAGAGCCUACUGCUUCCCAGCAAACGUUCAUCGAAUAUGCCUCCGAACCGUUGAUGGAUAAUAAUGGAGAAUCAAGCGAACCGAAUACGCGAAGGAGAACCCAAGAGGUGCCAGAGUGCAAUCCGCUUGAUGGUCCAAAAUUACCCAAGCUGCGGAAAAAAGCAUUGGGAGAUGACGAUUUUGAAGAAGCCAAAUCCAGCACGAGUUCUCAAACAAAGCCCACCAAAGUACAACGUGCCGCCAAAAAACUGAAAGCGCCCAAGCGACCCAAAAAUCAAGGCGACAUUCGGAAAGUGUUUAGGAAAUACAAAAACGAUCACGAAGUAUUGCACAAACUGCUAAAAGAACACAGCGUGUCGGAGCAGAUCGAUCCGGAGCAACUGCAAAUGGCUUUAGCUAUGUCACGAUCGCUGGUCGAUUAUGAAUGUGGGCUUAAUCCAGUGGCUGGAGAAGAAAUGCAAGAACAACAACUCGCAAGCAGUUCCAGUUCUAUACAAGAGCGCAGAAUUGUGGAGAAGAUUUCAGCACCUUCGCAAGUUACGACGGAAUCGACUUCGUUAAACGAUAAUGGGUCAGUACAUCAAGUACCCAUAGACUUGGUGUUGUCUGAAGGAUUAUGUAACAAAGCCGUGCAAAAUGAGCAAUGCAUGUCAGUGGCUGAACAGGGAGAUGCAAGUGCAACAGCGAAAAACAGCAAUUGUCACAUUGCAACUGUACCUAGUAAAGAUUUAUCAUUUAAUCGAAUUGCAAUAAAAGCACGGUUAACAGAAGCCUUGCGAGGAGAUAGCAAUAUGGUGGAAACAGUCAGCUUGGUUGGAGAUACGGAAAGUGUAAAAGAACUUGAUACAUCGGCAUCGAAUUCUAAUGAAGUAAUUAGUAGCUCCCCAUCAAAGGUGAAUUGCACCCAACCAAGUGACACACAAGAUGAUGUGCUUGUCAUCUCAGACGAUGAGAUCAACUAUUCUAUCCGGGAUGUGCUACCCCGAGAUGCCCCAAGGGAUAUAGCAUGCGCCAAAAACGGUACAGAAAAUUCGUUGAAUAACGAUCUGAAUAUAACCGUUCCGUAUUAUGAUGGUCAUACCACCUCCCAAAAUGAAUCUGUCGUAACGAAUUCAACAUCAUCUGGGAGUCAAGCAGUUAUGCAAUCUGAUUGCGAGGUUGUCACGAUCUGUUCGAGCGAGUCUGACAUGGUGAGUGCCGUUGUUGAAGGCGCUGACAGUACGUUCGCUUAUUUGGACAACUUGGUAAAGCAGUUUAAUUUACCUCCGUUGAGAGCACAACUGAGUGCAAGCAAAUGCCACAGCCCGCCAAAGCAGCUGGAAGCUGUGUUGAAUUUGUCUAGUCAAACAAGAACGAUUCAAUAUGCAACGGAUGCAGAAAACGUGUUGACAGACGAGCAACAGUCACCAGAUUCAACAUCAAAGGCUCAUGCCAAAAAUACAAAGCAGGGGAAUGUUAUAUCAGAGAACUUAGAUAAUUAUCUAAAUUAUUAUGAAGAGCCAAAUUUUGAGGAACAUGAGAUUGAAGCAGAAUCCCAAGCAUGUGAACGCCCUGAGAAAGACAGUUGUUUGACUUCCAUCCUUGCUUCAUCAGCAAAGCCUUUUAGCAGAGCGAAAUCGUCAACUCAACUUGACUCUCCUACGAAUUGUGUAACAUUAAAACGGAUAGCUUCCGAAUCCAGUAUAGGCUGCUCUUCAACACCACAGGACAAGGAACUAGCCAGCGACAAACGGCAAAAAGGAGACGAAUUUGUAGACAAAUUUAAUGAUUUAAAGGCUGCAGUGCCAGUGAUUGCGCCACCAGAAUACGUGAUUAAUACAUCGAUUGUUAAAACAGAUGCUCCCGCAUAUACGGCCAUGUCAGCGUCCGAAAUUGAUCGUGAGCUGUAUAAAUUCGGUUUGAAGGCGUUGACCAGAAGCAAAGCUAUAAGAGUGCUUAACUAUUUGUUUGAGCAAAUGCACCCAUAUGUCGAUGUACUGGAAGAUACGGCGGAAGAUCCGAAACUAUCCGUAGAUAGUCAAAAAGCUUCGGCAAAAGGACACAAGCAUAUUUCGUCGGUAAGCACUAACAUCGGUCAUGAAAAACCUGCAAAAUGUGCCUUUAAACUAAAUGUUAAUGAGGCGGAGUACUUUCUACCCUCAAAACCACGAAAGAAGAUCCAUUGGUGUGCCGUGCCGUUGCAUAUAUCCUUCUUCAAUUUGGCUUCAGAAAGUGAAAACUUGCAGCGUCAAAUAUUGCGAUACGAACCAGUCAAUUUAGAUGACAUAUAUAAGAAUCUAAAAAAUGCUGGUUUACGAUACGAAACAAAUGAUCUAAUUGCAUUUCUCGAUAAGCAUUGCAUCACAUUCCGCACUGUGUCUGGCAGCGGAGAUCGGGUGGCUAAAACGGCAUCGAAGAAUGGCAGCAAAUAAAACGUGAUGAGUCAAUGUGUCA
Anopheles nili is the source of this 2602-nucleotide messenger RNA. RefSeq names its product structure-specific endonuclease subunit SLX4 (gene mus312). Gene Ontology annotation, biological process: interstrand cross-link repair; resolution of meiotic recombination intermediates; DNA replication. The record is from RefSeq and is a predicted model, not a curated record. Gene Ontology annotation, molecular function: enzyme binding. The transcript has 6 exons. Gene Ontology annotation, cellular component: Slx1-Slx4 complex; nucleus. The coding region runs from base 1 to 2580 and encodes 859 amino acids. Lineage: Eukaryota; Metazoa; Arthropoda; Insecta; Diptera; Culicidae.